Molecule: messenger RNA, 2096 nt
Organism: Bursaphelenchus xylophilus (pine wood nematode)
Lineage: Eukaryota; Metazoa; Nematoda; Chromadorea; Rhabditida; Aphelenchoididae
Source: the annotation of a GenBank genome assembly
AUGUCGGCAGCGUCAACGCCAUUGGUAAGACAUUAAUUUUUAUUUUACAUUAUUUUAGUUCGAAAAAGAUCAAUAAGACAAGACAUCUUGCUUGUAUUCUAGUUGUAUCCUGGUUUUUAGAUUAGAAAACGAGUACAUGAUAGUUUAUUCUGUAUUACUAAUUGGUUUGAUUUUAGACACCGCGGAGAUCAGGUCGAAAACAUGUAAAGAAAAAAAUCACCGAUUUUCGUCUUCGCAAUUGGCGGAUAAAAUUCAUAUUCGGGGUGUCAGAUCCUCUGUUCACGGACUUUUCUCUUCAUAUUGAAGGAGAGCGGACUGAUACUUACGAUUAUUGGACGACUUCUGCGGUGAUUUCAGUUGAUUUGCCCAACUAUGUGAAGACGGCUGGAGGGACUCUGUAUUCCUUAGAAGGAGGGCCAGACAAAAAGUUGAUGAUUAAAGGUAGUGUUUUCAGACAUUCUUUUUGCUAUUCAGACCAAUUUGAAUAAAUUUUUAGAAGGAUUCCCAGCAAGACUGAUCAAUUUAUUUUCGGAUGGAUUCCCCGAGAAUUGGAUGAGUAUUUGUCUCAAGUUUGUGUCUGCAUUGUAGGUUUGCUUUUUUCAAAAUUAUUACUUAUCGGUUUAGGAAAAAGCUGGCACCCGGAGUCCUGAAGGCAGCUGAGAACUCACAGAAGAUCGAAAGGCGAUUACCGUCGCCGAUUAAGAGUCCAAAAGCAAUUCAGAAGGAGAAUAGGACGACAUUGUCUAAGUCUUUAACUCCAAAACGAAGUCCAGUUGCACGGGCGCUCAAUUUCCUUCGAUCUUCCGCGCAGAAAGCUAGGAAACGGUUGUCUCCGAAGAAGUCAAAUGUUGAGCUUGACACCAGCACUCCAAAAAUCAGGAAUGAAAAAGGAUUCUCGCCAAGAAAAACGAUCUAUAAGGUAGGAUAUAACCUUUUAGUUGCGUAAAAAUUACAAGUUGUCUCUGAAACGCAACAUAUAUUAUUUUUUUAUUGUUUUAGCUCGGUCGCCUUUCAAUAACAAAAUCACCAAAGAAGACAGUAAAGCGGCCGAAUCCUGUUGUCGAUGAUGUCGAGAACACGCCUGUAAAGGGCGGAAACCUUCAAAAGAUUGCUGACGAGGUCCUUCUGUCCACUCCAUCUUGUAGUUCAACAGCUGCUGCAACAAAUUCGAAAAGCGAGCGAAAAAAGGUCUGGAGACUUGAACAGACUCAAACAUUAAAGGUAAGUGGGAUAUAACUUUUUUUUAUUGUAUUUUUAGACUGCUCUCGACAUGUUUCAUCCAACAUCGGAGCAGGGUUGGAAGAACGUUGCGGCUGCUUUGAAUGACAAAUUUACAAUUGAAGAGUGUCGACAGAAGGCAGAGAAACAGUUCAAAUACACUGUGGAGGAAACGGAAAAAGUUGGACCAAAAGAAUUCUUUGAUAUUGUUGAGAAAAUGGAGAGCACCAAAUUUGGGACGUUGAAACAUAUGGAAACCAAAGAAGAAAUGGCCACAUUUUUAAGCAGAUGGAGACUGGAGCAACAAAGGGAGAAGAAGACGGAAUGUGUAGAUGAUUCCGCCAGUGACGAUUCAUUUGCAGUGGUAAGUUUGGAGAUUUUUAAUUUGAAUGGCUAGUGUAAUAUAAAUUUGGAUAAAAAAUGUGUGCUUUAAUGGAGUAGAGAGAACAUUUUUAUGAAAUGAAUGGGAGUGGGGUAUAUGAUCUGUUUUUGUUCACUUUUGUUUUAUUUUGACCAUUUUAGGAUGUAAUAAACGCCGCCAAACAAAUCCGUCGACCAGUUGGAGAAUGCAAUGUCAGAACUCCAUCCAGACGUCAAUAUAUCCCGAUUCCAGUUGCGCUAAGCGAGUCUGCAUCGGAACGCGACAGGAAACUGGAUGAAGAGUUUGCGGUCCCAGAUUGGUAAGCAUAUUAUAUUAGACGUGGUAAUGAAAAAUUUGAUCGGAAUCUGGUGGACGUGAGAUAAUGAAUCGUUUUUGCAGGUCCAACCGCCAGAAAGUCAUUUUCCGGCUUAGAAACCAUCGACCACCCACGCGAAGACCUCAGAAACCCAAAGAAGAUGAAGAUUACCUCAUGAAUUCCUCUCAGUUCUCAUUUUGA